GCCAACGAGGAGAGGAAAUCCGUGUAGAGAGAUACGUUGGAAUGGAUGAGUAGUUAAAGUCAUCUUCUUCUAAUUGUUAGUCCCUGCAGCAAUUAAUUGAUCGAGCAUUUUGGGGCUGGAUGUUACUGCUGCCGCUGCCACCGCCAGCCGCUCACCUAUAAAUUAGCCGUCCGAGUUCUGUUCUGAUUUCUGAUUUUGAAUUUGAGGGAUCGAAGACGAAGAAGGAUCACUGGCUUGUGGCUGUGUCGAUUCAUGGAAGAAGGUAACCGCCGCUUCAACCGGAAGCAAUGCCGGCGGGCGCCAACAGGCGACGCCUUGGAAGUAAACAGCGGCCGCAUUGUUCGGUCCAAAGAAAGGAGGGACAGGCACAGCAAGGUGUUAACGGCCAAGGGACUGCGCGACCGCCGCCUGCGCCUAUCGGCGCACACCGCCAUUCAAUUUUACGACGUGCAGGACCGCCUCGGCUACGACCGCCCUAGCAAGGCCGUCGACUGGCUCAUCCAGAACGCCAAGGUUGCCAUCGACAAGCUCACGGCUCUGCCCGGCCACGGCCACGAUGAAGAAACGCCAACGCCAGACGACGUCAGAAUGAUAUGGUGGAACGCGACGGCCAACUCCUGCAACGCCGGUGGCGAGGAAUUCGUUUACAAUGUGGCCCUGCCGUCGUUGCCGGUGGCACUGCAUCUUGUAAACAGGGAACCCCUUCAGUCCAGUAGUUGGCCUUCUCUUCUCGGAUGGGCAAAUGCUACUUCUUUCCAUUCUCCGGCCGACGUGUCUGAGUGCUUCAAUAGUUUCUCAGAAUUCAACAUGCCAACACGAAUUGACGGCAGAGAGGAACAGAAUCUUUGAGAAUCUCAUGUCUGUGAGAUAACCUAUGUUAAGCAUCAUCUUGAAUCUUUGAUCAUUGUUAAUUUAAUGCAAGGUUUGAAGUUUU
Messenger RNA from Zingiber officinale, 934 nucleotides. Its product is annotated as transcription factor PCF8-like. NCBI's taxonomy places the organism in Eukaryota, Viridiplantae, Streptophyta, Magnoliopsida, Zingiberales, Zingiberaceae. The coding region runs from base 253 to 849 and encodes 198 amino acids. Gene Ontology annotation, cellular component: nucleus. The transcript has 2 exons. The record is from RefSeq and is a predicted model, not a curated record. Gene Ontology annotation, molecular function: DNA-binding transcription factor activity; sequence-specific DNA binding. Gene Ontology annotation, biological process: regulation of secondary shoot formation.